Sorex fumeus (smoky shrew) is the source of this 5053-nucleotide messenger RNA. RefSeq names its product sterile alpha motif domain containing 9 like (gene SAMD9L). Bases 160 to 4911 code for a protein of 1583 amino acids. Gene Ontology annotation, cellular component: cytoplasm. The transcript has 2 exons. Lineage: Eukaryota; Metazoa; Chordata; Mammalia; Eulipotyphla; Soricidae. Gene Ontology annotation, molecular function: protein binding. The record is from RefSeq and is a predicted model, not a curated record.
UAAAACUUACGCCUUCAUUUUUGAAAAGACUCUGAUAAUCAACUCUCUCCUAACCAUCAGAAGAUAAAUAAGAGAGCAAAUGCUAAAUUAGCCAUUUCAAAUUUCUGAUUAAAAGUGGAAGUUUUCAGGAAAAUCCUGGAAGAAAUUUGCAGCAUUGCUAUGGCUAUGAGUGAACAUAUAAAUCUACCUGAAAUGACCAAAGACUGGACCAAAGAGGAUGUGAAACAAUGGGUAACAAAAGAGCUUAAGAUUGCUGAGGAAUAUGGACAGAUUCUGCUUAAUGAAGAAGUGUCAGGAUUAUCCCUUCAAGAAGCAACUGAGGAAGACCUUAGAGAAAUGGGACUUCCACGAGGUCCAGCACUUUUGAUAAAACGCGCUUACAACAAAUUGAAUAAUACUUCUCCUGAAAGUAACUCUCCAAAUUCUAGACAAUUAGAUUCUACAAACCUCUCCAAAAAGAAAAGUAAAAAAAGGUCACAAAAAAUAAAAGAGGAAAACUCAGUGUCAUCCAAUAGUGAUCAUGAUCUAAAGGAUUCAUUAAAUACCAAGGAACAAGAAUCAGUUCCUAUAGACAAAGAUCCAUUAAACUAUCAAGCAAUAGCUGAAGACCAAAAGGGUAAGCUAAAAACAGAACAGUCCACUUGUGUGCCAUAUCCUUUUGAUCAGUUCCAUGACAGUCGAUGUUAUAUAGAACAUCAUAUUCUACAACCUGAAACAGGACCACGCAAUCUCAUAGACCCAAUACACGAGUUCAAAGCCCUCACAAAUACAGAAUCAGUUGAAGAAAAAGACAUUCAAAUGAAAUUCAGCAAUGAAGUCUUCCGAUUUGCAUCGGCUUGUAUGAAUUCACGGACCAAUGGCACCAUUCAUUUUGGAGUUCUAGACAAACCCCAGGGAGAAAUUGUAGGUGUGAAAGUGACCAGGAAGGAUUCUUUCAUUGACCACUUUAAUAAAAUGAUCAAACGUUAUUUUGAAGAUAGUGAAAUCAAAGAAGCCAGGAAAUGCAUUCGUGAGCCAAGGUUUGUGGAAGUCCUACUGCAGAAUAACACAUUGUCUGACAGAUUUGUUAUUGAAGUAGAUGUUAUCCCAAAACACUCUGUAUGUCAAGAUAAGUAUUUCUACACCAAGAUGCAAGAACUAGAAGAUGGAAUAUGGAAACAAACUGAAAACACUUCGCUGUUUGUGAGGGAGGGAGCUAGCACUAAAGAUAUUCUGGCCAAUGAAAGGACCCGUGAUGUAGCUUUCAAAGCAUUUCUGCAAGAUUUAAAGUCACUAAUGACAAUGAGAAAAGAGGCUGAAGAAAAAUAUGAGGUGAAAGUAAAUAAGCAGGAAAGUGAAGGACAGAAGUUGAUUAAACUUCUCAUCGGAAAUCGAGAUUCACUAGAUAGUUCAUACUACAAUUGGUACAUUCUUGUAACAAAUAAAUGCCAUCCAAACCAAACAAAGUUCUUAGAUUUUCUGAAAGAAAUAAAUUGGUUUGCUGUGUUGGACUUUGAUCCUGAAUCUGUUAGUAAGGGGGUAGUAAAAGCUUUCAAAGAAAGUCGAGCAGCAAAUCUUCAUUUUCCAAGUCAAUAUGUGGAGGGGAAAUCAACACAAAAUGAGACUGUUUGUAGCCUGAAUCUUUAUCAACAAACCAGCUGGAUUUUCUGCAAUGGCAGAUCAGACUUGAAAGAUGAAAUAUAUAGGCCUCUAGAACCUCAUUUAUGGAAUAGAAAAAGAGCUUCAGAAGUCACAAAACUGACAUUAUUUCUCACAGAUGAGAGUAUAAUGGCAAGAGGAAAAUUUCUGGUAGUAUUUCUAUUACUCUCUCCUGUAGAAAGCCCAGGAGAUCCACUCAUCGAAACUUUCUGUGCUUUCUAUAAAGCUCUCAAUGGAAUGGAAAACAUACUGUGUAUCUGUGUAAAUUUAGAUAUUUAUCAACGAUGGAAAGAUCUACUACAGGCAAGAUUGAUAUUGGAAAAUGAAUUAGCAAACCACACUAUUUCCACCUUAAAUUUAGAAUUCCUGAACAGUACUAUCCUGAAACUAAAAUCAGUGACACGAUCCUCAAGAAGGUUUUUGCCCUCCUAUGGGUCCUCUUCAGUUAUUCUUGAAAAAAAAGAAGAAGAUAUUUUGACUGCACUGGAAAUUCUCUGUGAAAAUGAGUGUGAAGACACUGACAUAGAAAAAAAUAGAACUAAAUUUCAAGAAUUUAAAAAAUCGAAAGAAGAACAGUUUUAUCGGGGUAGUAAAGUGUCUUGGUGGAAUUUCUACUUUUCUUCUGAAAACUAUUCUUCAGCUUUUGUCAAAAGGGAUAGUUAUGAAAACCUAAAGAAGCUUAUAGAAGAUUGGGCAGAGUCUCCUAAACCAUUAUUUGCAAAAAUUAUCAAUCUGUAUCAUCAUCCAGGUUGUGGGGGUACUACAUUGGCAAUGAAUGUUCUCUGGGAGCUCAGAAAAAAAUUCAGGUGUGCUGUACUAAAAAACAUAACAGCUGACUUUGCAGAAAUUGGAGAACAAGUGACCAAACUGAUUACCUAUAAGGCAAGCAGUCAUCAGGACUACAUUCCUGUACUUCUUCUUGUGGAUGACUUUGAAGAACAAGAAAAUGUCUGCAAUCUACAAGAUGCCAUCCAUUUCAGUUUAGCAGAGAAGGAUUUACGAUAUGAAAAAACGCUAGUAAUUAUUUUAAACUGCAUGAGAUCCCAAAAUCCUGAAGAAAGUGCAAAGUUAGCAGACAGUAUUGCACUAACAUACCAACUUUCUCUCAAAGAACAGAGAGCUUUCGGGGCCAAACUGGAAGAAAUUGAAAAAGAACACAAGAACUUUGAGAACUUUUAUUCCUUCAUGAUCGUGAAAAGUAAUUUUGAUGACAAAUAUGUAGAAAACGUGGUUAGAAAUAUUUUUAAAGGACAUAAUGCUGACAGCAAAGAAACACAGCUCAUUUCUUAUUUAGCUCUACUCAACUCCUAUGUUACUGAUUCUACAAUUUCAGUGCCACAGUGUGAAAUAUUUUUGGGAAUCAGGCACACUCCAUCACCUUGGGUGCCUGAAAGCAUAGAAGACAAGAUGGGAACAUACUCUACACUUAUAAUAAAAACAGAAGUCAAAGAAUAUGGAUAUGAGGGCGUACGCAUCAUUCAUUCCUUGAUUGCUCUUUGCUGUCUAAAAGAGUUGGAAAAAAGCUAUCGCUUGGAUAAGAGUCGAAUUGCACUGAAUAUGUUAAGGGAGAAACUAUUCUAUGAUUCCGGGAUAGGAAAAGACAAGUUUCAACAUGAUGUGCAAACUCUUCUUCUUACAAGACAGCGUAAAGAGCAUGGAGAUGAAACAGAUACUUUGUUUUCCCCACUAAUUGAAGGUUUAGACAAGGAAGAUGUUGAAACUGUCUUAACUGCAGGAAGCGAUAGGUUCCCCAAUAAUGCAUUCAUUUGUCAAGCCUUAGCAAGACAUUUCUACAUUAAGAAGAAGAACUUUGACACUGCUCUGCUUUGGGCAAAUCAGGCCAAAAUGAAAGCACCUAACAACUCCUAUAUCUCAGAUACACUCGGUCAAGUCUACAAAAGUGAAAUCAAAUGGUGGCUGGAAAAAAAUAAAAACUGCAAAACAAUUUCUGUUAGUGAUCUAACAUAUUUCCUAGAAGCUGCUGAAAAAGCCUCAAAAGCUUUUAAAUUGUCCCAAGAGCAAACUGAUAAGAAAAACUGUGAAACAGAGGAUUGGUUACUAAAGAGGUUCCCAAGAAAAUAUGACAUGUAUAAUACAGCUGGCUUCUUGGGUGAAAUAGAAGUUGGUCUUUUUGCUAUUCAGAUUCUCCAGCUCAUUCCCUGUUUUCACAAAGAAAAUGAAUUAUCAGAAAAACUUAUGGCAAAAUUUUUAUUGGGAAAGGUAAAUGUUCCCACAAAUCCAAAAAGUGAUUAUUAUUUGGCUCUUGGAAAAUUUACAUCUUACUUACAAAAUUUACAACCAGACUUAAAAAGGUGCUUUGACUUUUUUGCAGAUUAUAUGGUUUUUUUGAAAACAAGGACUGUCCAUAAAGAAAUUACAGAAAUCUCAUUAAGAAAGAAAAUCGGUCGUUGUUUCAUGAGCUAUAUAAGCAUUUUCAGUCACUCAGAAUUGGGUACAACACAAGCUCAAGAGAAUCUGUUACUCCAAGAGGAAAAGUGCAGGAAAAAACUAGAAGGAUGGAGAGCAGAUAGGUUUUCUUUACUCCUAGAAUAUCUUAAUCCAAAUCAUAAAGAUGCUGCAGCCACCAUAGAAAAUAUAGUCAAAGAAUAUACCUUCUUAUUGCAGCAAAAUCCUCAAAACCCAAUGAGAAAGGAGAAACAAAACUUCAUCUUGGCCAACAUUAUUCUUAGUUGUCUAAACCCCAACUCAGAAUUUAUUGAACCACUUGACACAUUGAAGGAACUUCUCCGGGAAGUGUUACAACUUGCAAAACUAGAUCAUCAUUAUCCAGAUCCUUUUUUCUUAGCCUGCCUCCUGUUUUGGCCAGAAAAUCAAGUGCUAGAUCAAGAUUCCCGAUUACUGGAAAAGUAUGUUGCAUCCUUAAAGAAAUCUUUCAACAGACAGUAUAGGCGCAUGUGCAGGUCCAAGAAGGCAAGCACACUCUUCUAUCUAGGGAACAGAAAGGGCCUCAAAGGUCUUGUUCACAAGUCUGAGAUAGAGCAGUACUUCAGUAAAGUACCAAAUACUAAUAUUCUAUGGCAGAAUGGAGAUGUAUGGAAGAAAAAAGAAGUCAAAAGCCUCUUGUGUCGUCUAACUGGUCAGGCUGAAGGCAAGCAAAUUUCUAUACAAUAUGGAACAGAGGAAAAAAUAAAUAUACCAGUGAUAUCUGUUUAUUCAGGACCACUCAGAAGUGGUAGGCACAUACAAAAUGUAUCUUUCUACUUAGGAUUUUCCAUGGAAGGUCCUUUAGCAUAUGAUAUAGAGUUUAUCUGAGGGGAAAAAAAUUAGUUCAAAUAUAUUUAGUCAUAUACGUAUCAUUUUCCCUCUGUUCUCAUAGCAUAUUGAUGAAAUGACUAACUUACUUCUAAUCACAGUGCUAUUGUCUCCUCCAAAGAAUAAGCCUUUAUAGGACUUA